Messenger RNA from Ornithodoros turicata, 3558 nucleotides. It is a transcript of the gene SA1, whose product is annotated as cohesin subunit SA-1-like. The transcript is spliced from 2 exons. Bases 168 to 3476 code for a protein of 1102 amino acids. Gene Ontology annotation, molecular function: chromatin binding. Gene Ontology annotation, biological process: sister chromatid cohesion. Gene Ontology annotation, cellular component: cohesin complex; chromatin; nucleus. The record is from RefSeq and is a predicted model, not a curated record. Lineage: Eukaryota; Metazoa; Arthropoda; Arachnida; Ixodida; Argasidae.
GACGGUGAUAACAACGAUAUCCAAGCCAAGACAGGACACUGUUUUGGCGCUAUUAUAGCGCUAUUGCCGUCUCUGCAGGGAUAUGAGGAGAGGCUAGCUAGCAUAUUUCUUCAUGCAAGUUCCGUUUUUCAACUCAUAAGUAAGUAACAGGCAAAGAAAGUAAGAAAAUGAUUCUUCGUACUGCCACGAUGGCUGGCCGCAAGCGCAUAGCCGCUGAGGAAGCCAACGAUUAUUGUGCUCCGGAUCCUGACGAUUUCUUCCCAGACAUUGACGACGGUUUGAACGACUCGAAUGAUGCUUCACCCGACGUUGACUUCGGAGCGCGAACCCGCGGUAAACGACGUCGAGGCGAAGGUCGUGGCAGGGGCCGUGGCCGUGGCGGUCGAGGAAGAGGUGCUCGACGUAACGUUACUGAUGGUGGCAUAGUGGACGACCCAAGCAGCCUUUACGAAAUCGUCAAACAAGGUCGCCACUCUUUGACUGUUGUGAUCGAUGAUUGGAUUGAAUCCUACAAGCAAGAUAAAGAUGCAGCCCUGAGCGACUUGAUUACUUUCUUCUUUAACUGUUCUGGCUGUAAAGGAAGGGUGUCACCCCAGAUUAUGAUGAGUAUGGACCAUACACAGCUCAUACGUAAGAUGACGGAAGAGUUUGACGAAGAAAGCGGGGAUUAUCCGCUCAUCAUGUCAGGACCUCAAUGGAAGAAGUUUCGACAAAGCUUCUGCGAGUUUGUUCAAGUACUUGUGCGUCAGUGUCAGUACAGCAUCAUCUAUGACCAGUUUCUCAUGGACAAUGUCAUUUCGAUACUGACAGGAUUAUCCGAUUCUCAAGUCCGAGCAUUCCGCCACACUGCAUCGUUGGCUGCCAUGAAGCUGAUGACAGCCUUGGUGGACGUAGCCCUCAACCUGAGCAUCAGCUUCGACAAUACUCAGCGCCAGUAUGAGGCAGAGCGACAAAAAAACCGUGACAAACGUGCCACCGAACGUCUGGAACUUCUCAUGACUAAGCGUCAAGACUUGGAGGAUAACGUUGAUGAGAUCAAAAACAUGCUGACAUACAUGUUUAAAAGUGUUUUUGUUCAUAGAUACCGCGACACUCUGCCAGAAAUCCGUUCCAUCUGCAUGCUCGAAAUUGGCCAGUGGAUGAAAAAAUUCCACCAGCACUUUUUGGAUGAUUCAUACUUGAAGUACCUCGGGUGGACACUUCAUGACAAAGUAGGUGACGUACGACUCAAAUGUCUCCAGGCGCUUCUGCCAUUAUAUGCAUCUGAAGAGCUUACCAGCAAGAUGGAGCUGUUUACAAACAAAUUUAAGGAUCGCAUCGUAGCAAUGACGCUCGACAAAGAAUACGAAGUGGCAGUUCACGCUGUCAAGCUUGUUAUCAGCAUCCACAUGCAUCAUCGUGACAUCUUAUCUGACAAGGACUGUGAACAUGUGUACGAGUUGGUAUAUAGCUCUCACCGUGCGGUUGCCCAAGCUGCUGGAGAGUUCCUCAACGAACGUUUGUUCCAACCAGACGAAGCUGCUGUUCAAGGGUUGAGAACAAAGCGUGGAAAGAAGCGUUCUGUCAACACUCCUCUCAUCCGGGAUCUUGUUCAGUUCUUUAUCGAGAGUGAACUUCAUGAACAUGGCGCCUAUCUUGUGGACAGUCUCAUUGAGAGCAAUCCUAUGAUGAAAGAUUGGGAGUGCAUGACAGACUUACUUCUCGAAGAACCCGGACCUGCGGAGGAACAGCUCGAUGAUCGUCAAGAAACGUCAUUAAUUGAGAUUAUGGUUUGCUGCGUCAAACAAGCUGCAACUGGAGAACCACCUGUAGGCCGUGGGCCAAACAGAAAACAGAUGUCCAACAAAGAAAUGAAACAAGUUUGCGAUGACAAAGUAAAACUCACCGAACACUUCAUCCAAGCACUUCCCAGCUUGUUGCACAAGUACAUUGCUGACCAGGAGAAAAUUGCAAAUCUCAUGGUGCUGCCACAAUACUUUGAGCUCGAGAUCUACACGUCGAGCAGACAAGAAAAAUCGCUCGACAUCCUCCUCAAGCUCAUUCACGAUAUCGUUGAGCGACACGAAGACACAGAGGUGCUGGAGACUUGUGCCAAAACCUACGAAGCACUGUGCAGCGAAGAACUUGCCGUCCACUCACGGUGCAUGGUUUCCAGAGGGACUUUGGUCGACUCGCUUGUUGGAAAAUACAAGAACGCACUGACAAGUUACGCUGAUGCCGGGGAGGAGGCAGAUGAAGAUGAAGUUUAUGCCGUUCAGACAGCACUCAAGAAGGUGUCCAUAUUCUACAGCUGUCAUAAUCUGGGCCCUUGGACCAUCUGGAAUGAUAUCUAUGACUUUUGGGUGAAAGGGUCAAGUGAGAGACACUUGCCCAUGCUAGGAGUAAAAUAUGCAAUCUCUUGUUGCACCGCAGGGAUAAUGUGGGACUUGGCUAGAUUGGAUGAUGGCAACAUACAGAUGCAAGAUGUGCACAAUCUGAAAGCCAGACUUAGAGAGUUUAUGGAUACUAUGGUUCACAUGUUGUGUGCUCGACAAGAUUCUUUGAAAGAAGAAGCUUUCAUCAGCAUUUGUGACCUCCUCAUUGUCUUCUGUCGGCAACUUGGAGAUACUGAACCAUUUAACUCUCUUGUCUAUGAACCAGAUCGAAGCCUCCAAGGCAACCUUGGCAAAUUCAUCCAGAACAACGUUUUUGUUGAAGACGAUACUGCGUAUGAGGACGACCAGGAUGAACAUCGCAAAAUUGAGGAACUUCAUAAGCGACGGAACUUUCUCGCCUGUUUCUGUAAACUCGUCGUCUACAAUGUCAUCAGCGUUCGACAGGCAUCGGAUGUCUUUAAGCACUACGUUCGCUUCUACAAUGAUUAUGGAGACAUAAUCAAGGCAACCCUGGGUAAAGCUCGUGAGAUCAACAAGGUAAACUGUGCUCGAACGAUGGUUGCAUCUCUGACGACUCUUUUCAACAACCUGGAACGUGACCAGAAUGGAGUGGUCAAUAGACAAGGCGAAAGCUUCGUAGCUAUCAAAGAACUGGCCAAAAGAUUUGCCCUUUCUUUUGGACUGGACCAAGUAAAGAAUCGAGACUCUGUAGCAGCUCUUCAUCGAGAAGGCAUCGUAUUUGCCUGUACGCCUUUUGAGUCAUCCCUUAAUCCAUUGGGUCCUCCACAGAACCUUCCAUUUCUUGAGCUGCUCUGUGAGUUUACAAACAAGUUGAUGAAACCAGACAAGAAGGUUGUGCUCCAGUACCUCGACCGACAUGUUCAGGCUAAGCUACCGGCAUCACGUGCUGACGAUUGGCAGCCUUUGCUUAUGUAUCGGACCAGCCUUGUUCAUGGAGAGGCUGAACAGCCUGUAGCCAGGGCUCCAGGGAGACAGUAUAGGGGACGCAAGCGGCAACGUGGUGACGAUGACGGCGGCCAUGUUGGUGAAGAGGAAGAGAUGGAUUCAGAUCGUGGUUCAGACGGGGAAUUUCGUCACUGAAACUUUCACUUGGCAAAAUAUGUUUUGCAGGUUGUACUCUUAGCAUUAUUUAUUCGACGUGUAAUAAAGUGUUUCAAAUGUG